AUGGACAGCGCGCCGUCUCUUACCUCGUGGAGCAAGGUCUUGUACUUGCAGCAGCCUUUCGAAGACAACUACGUCGACGAUUCCUUUCUCAACUCCCUCGUCCUGAACGCCCAUGUUACCCGAUACGAGCUGCAAGAACUGUGCUGCAGUACCACGUCAAUAAUCCGGCAAUUAUGCUUGGUCGUGAUCUUCGUUAACGUUUGGUGGAAGGCUCAGCUAGAGUACGACUUCCGUUGGCUUUUUGCCGUCGGAGGGUUGCUCUUUUCUUGCUAUCUCUGGCACUGCGUCAGCAUGCGGCCUCUCACCGUCGUCCUGAAAGUUUUGCAGGUCGGCGCUAUCGUCUUCCCACUUGGAGUUCUGGCUCCUUUACUUCAAGCCCUAACGCGAAGUUGGAGCGAUGACACUAUUGGCGUCUUUGCCUGUGGCUUGCUCCUGCUGCAUGUCAUACUGUACGAUUACGGUGAUGGGUCGUCAGCGUCGGUUUGGUCCUGUCGGCAGGAGCUGUUCCUACCUGGCGGACCCAUAGCCCUCAAUGCAUCGGUGCUGUCCGCCAUGAUACUGGCAUCUAGGCUGCGGACGCCUCUUGAGGUCUUCGCUUUCAUGAGCUUCGCCAUGGAGGUCUUCGCGUUGCCGCAUUUUUGCGGUCGAUCGACGGCCUGUGUACUGCCGUUCUUGUUCGCGGUUGCCAUUGCACUGGAUUUCAAGUCGGGGGUUUCUCUGCUGCUGGCGGGGAUCCUCAUCGGACUUGUGGGUCCUGUUCUAUUUCUGUCGGCGCAACAUCUCAAGACGGAGAUUCAGGGCCCCUGGGACAUUGCCCAUGUGGUGCCGGAGACACUCGAAGGAACGUUGGGCCAAGGCCUAGCAGCCGAUUCCAGAAAGGUGGGAGGCGGCCGGUAUGCCGAGACGGCCAGGCGGGUGCCGAAUUUGAUCAUUACAAGAGCGGAGUUGGCAACCACUAACCAGGUUCGGCAACUCCGCUACAGCAUGUCUGCCGAGGCAGAGCGGGAGUUACCAAAGCAGUCCCAGGCGUAUCCGAACCCAAGAGAAGGACUUGCAGCUGAGAAGCUGGCAAUGGAGGAACGACCAGCACCAGGAAUGCACGAUCUUCCUCUUCGCCAGUACUUAGACACGUAUGUCGUGCCAACCCUCCUUCCUGGGAUGAAUGCUGUAGCUGAGGAGCGCCCAGAGAACCCUGUGGAGUGGUUGGCGUACUACUUGCUCAAGAACAACACAAUGGGGAAAAAGCCAUCCGAAGAGAAAAAGGCAGAUGAUGCGGCACCAGAGCAAUAA
Symbiodinium sp. CCMP2592 is the source of this 1290-nucleotide messenger RNA. NCBI's taxonomy places the organism in Eukaryota, Dinophyceae, Suessiales, Symbiodiniaceae. The record is from the annotation of a GenBank genome assembly.